Messenger RNA from Beta vulgaris subsp. vulgaris (sugar beet), 498 nucleotides. Its product is annotated as protein Ycf2-like. The record is from RefSeq and is a predicted model, not a curated record. NCBI's taxonomy places the organism in Eukaryota, Viridiplantae, Streptophyta, Magnoliopsida, Caryophyllales, Amaranthaceae. The coding region runs from base 1 to 498 and encodes 165 amino acids. The transcript has a single exon. Gene Ontology annotation, molecular function: ATP binding; ATP hydrolysis activity.
AUGGAUAACAAGCCUGAAGGUUUUCUUAUUGAUGCUAGUGACGAUAUCGAUCAUGACCUUGAUACGGAGCUGGAGCUGCUAAUUAGGAUGAAUGCGCUAACUAUGGAUAUGAUGCCGGAAAUAGACCAAUUUUCUAUCACCCUUCAAUUCGAAUUAGCAAAAGCAAUGUCUCCUUGCAUAAUAUGGAUUCCAAACAUUCAUGAUCUGGAUGUGAAUGAGUCGAAUUACUUAUCCCUCGGUCUAUUAGUGAACUAUCUCUCCAGGGAUUGUGAAAGAGGGUCUACUAGAAAUAUUCUUGUUAUUGCUUCGACUCAUAUUCCUCAAAAAGUGAAUCCCGCUCUAAUAGCUCUGAAUCAAUUAAAUACAUGCAUUAAGAUACGAAGGCUUCGUAUUCCACAACAAAGAAAGCACUUUUUCACUCUUUCAUAUACUAGGGGAUUUCACUUGGAAAAGAAAAUGUUCCAUACUAGGGGGAUCAACUAUUCUCUUGCCAUUUGA